Messenger RNA from Helianthus annuus (common sunflower), 747 nucleotides. RefSeq names its product cyclin-K-like. Bases 1 to 747 code for a protein of 248 amino acids. The record is from RefSeq and is a predicted model, not a curated record. The transcript has 3 exons. Lineage: Eukaryota; Viridiplantae; Streptophyta; Magnoliopsida; Asterales; Asteraceae.
AUGGCGGGUUCGGACGAGGUAAACAGUCGUCCGGUGGAGAAUCACGAGAAUGCUAGAAUUCAGCUGACUGGUGCAGAGUUGCAAGCACUGGUGGACAAUGCUGUUACUCGGGCUUUAGAUCGUCAGAACAGAAAAUGCCACCUGUUAUAUUUCGCGGACGAGGAAGGGGAAGACGAGGCCAAGGAGAGAUCGUUACCCGUAACGAUCAUGAAGCUGGACCGUCAGGGAUCGCAGCAGCAGCAGCAACACCCGCGAGAUCCUUCUGAGGACCCGCACUUCGAGGCAGUGACGCCACCGCCUCCCCCACCGACUCAACCAGUAAUGCCCGAUCCGCCAAGGCGAAGAAGAUCAGGCGCAAGAAUGUCUACCCGUGGAGGGGAAUUCCACUUUAGCACCCCUCGACAUUCAAGUGGUAGCCAUUAUCCAUCCGUACCGGAGGAAGGGCCUUCAAGCCCAGCUCAAGAGGUGAACUCAGCACCAGUUGCACAUAAUUCGCCACCAUUUGGGGACGACCGCCCGUUACCUCCGUACGCAACAAACUAUAAUCCGUAUGAGCCAUCAUCACAAGCGCACUACAACUACAACUACGAGCGCGACCCCUAUGUGGUAGCGGCCAGGUAUGACGCCCGCUAUCCAGACAGAGCUCAUGGACCUCCAAGAGCGCCAGACUACUUAGCUCAUGGGUAUCCAACGCCACCAAGACCUCCAGUUCCUCAACCACAACCACGUUUCUCUCCCCCUGAGUAG